AUGAUGAGUGUUGCAGAGGAAAUCUUCUUGGGUUUAAGUGGUCGACCGAAAAGCUUGUCGAAUCUUCAGUGGCUUCAUUAUGAUGAUGAAGGAUCAUUUAUAUUUGAAAAAAUCGGUCUUCAAGAUGAAUAUUAUGUGGCACGAGCAGAACAUCGUAUUUUCGAAUUAUAUUCUGGUGAUAUUAUUGUUAAAGCAGCAGGUAACGAAAAGAAUCGUCUUCGUAUUGUUGAACUUGGAUCUGGUACAGCUAAGAAGACAAGUAUUCUUCUUCAAGCUGCUUUAAAAUAUCAAGGAGGUCCUAUUAAUUAUUUACCUAUUGAUGUAUCAUCGAUAGCACUUGAUGAAGCUCAAUUAAGUUUAAAACAUCUCGCUCCCGAUGUAUGUAUAAUGCCACAACUUAAAAAUUAUGCUACAGAUGAUUAUAUUCUUCCAAGUUUUAAUGGAUGUACACUUGUUAUGUAUAUUGGUAUAUCGAUUGGAAAUUCUUCGGACGAAGAAGCAAAAAAUAUUCUUCAUCAUGUUUAUGAUCAAUUAAAAGUAGGAGAUGCAUUAUUGCUUAGUAUUGAUGCAUGUCAUGAUCCUACUGUAUUAUUAUCUGCGUAUAAUGAUAAAAAUGGUGUUGUUGGCAGUUUUCAAUUGAAUGUUCUACGUCGAUUAAAUCGAGAAUUUGGUUAUAAUUUCGAUCUUGAUCAAUUUCGUUAUCAACCUGUAUGGAACAAGCAUACUUCUCGGGUAGAACAACAUCUUCAAAGUUUAUGUUCACAACAGGUGAAAUGUAUCGAUCAAUCAGGGGAAAAAACUGUUCAUCUAGACAAAGGUGACAUGAUUAAUAUGAUAGAUAGUCAUAAGUUCAGUAUCGAAGAAAUAACUAUGCUUCUUAAUAAUGCUGGUUUCAUCAUUGAACACAUAUGGAAUGAUGAACAUAAAUGGAUUAAUAUUAUAUUAGCACGUAAAUUAUCAUUGGCAUGUUAA
Adineta steineri is the source of this 972-nucleotide messenger RNA. Lineage: Eukaryota; Metazoa; Rotifera; Eurotatoria; Adinetida; Adinetidae. The record is from the annotation of a GenBank genome assembly.